AUUUCCAGGUGAUAGGAUAUAUUAAUGCAAGAUGACGGGCAAAUAAGCACACAAAAAGGACGGAGUGUGAAAUGGUUACUGGGAUGGAGGGGUCGAAGUUGGUACGGAAUGACACAGAUUCUUCCAUAUUUAUAUUUGGGUAGUAUAUGUGAUGCGAAUGACGUAGAACAAUUGAGGGAGAAACAGAUCGAUCACGUGGUGUCGUUACAUGAGUUGAGCGGACGUACUGGAAGCAUUUUAAACGAACUCAAUAUUUUACGCAUACAUAUGGCGGAUAUGCCUGAAGCAAAUAUUAGCGAACAUUUCGCGGAAACCGCUACAUUUAUCCAUCGUGCACGCCUAUUGAAAAAAUCGGUACUCGUACACUGCAUUGCCGGAGUGAGCCGUAGUGUAUGUAUUGUUGCAGCUUAUCUUAUUGCUGCAUGUGAUAUGAGUUAUGCUGCUUCUCUAGCAUAUAUCGUCAGUAAGCGACCCUGUGCCAAUCCAAAUUUCGGAUUUCGCAUGCAACUUGCAAAAUACGCGGGAAAAAGGAGUUCCUUAGAUGGAAUAAUGAUGAGAAGCCAGUUUGGUAGUGAAGCAUUUGAUGAACUGAAGGCAAAUGAUAAAAUGCUACUGUGUGACUUUUCUGCAGCCUCACCAUUAGAUACUCCAGAUGAAUUAACUGUAUACGAGGACAAUAAACCUCCUUCUCCUAAUACCUCCAUAAAAAAAGGGUGUGUCGAAUAUGAGAAAUGUCAAAAUAAUCCAGCGAAUAGGUCGAUUCUUAACGAUGCUGAUAUUAACUUCAUUGAUCAGUAGCACAUCUGUUAUUCAUUAUCAGUUUCUUGUAUGUUUGGUUCAUUUUCCCACACUUCCAGAUACAUCCAUUAUCUAAAAAUCCGAUAUCAUCAACUCAUUAAGAUAUAACGGUGCUAAUGAUUGUAGUUAGUGUCGAAGUACGAUAUAGAUAACACACAGAAAUUCUCAGCAAGUCGAGAAAAUACACGUCCACUAACGAUAACUACCCUAAUAAGCCGGUGAUACCUAGGUAAUCUUUUCUACCGAUAAUCUUUUAAUUCUCAGAUUUGUGGAAAGAUACCUGCGACAGAGGGAGUUUUUCAGAGAAAUCAGUGCUGUUUUUAUGGAAAUAUUAUUUGUUAACUGUUAGAAAAUCCAUUGCACUGAGUCAGUAGGCGCUAUUUAUAGUUGUGGAACCUCAGUUAGAUUGGCAUGUUUGUAUUGCAUGGAUUGCAUUUUUCAAUAUUUUUAAUUAUCUGUCUUAGAAGAAUGCUGGUUCAAGUUUGAAACAAGUGCUCUCCAAAAGGCAUUAUAGUUUUUGAGUAGUUGUAAUGUGAAGACAAAUUCGUUAAACUACUGGUGCUAAUUG
Molecule: messenger RNA, 1366 nt
Organism: Loa loa (African eye worm)
Lineage: Eukaryota; Metazoa; Nematoda; Chromadorea; Rhabditida; Onchocercidae
Product: dual specificity phosphatase
Exons: 5
Coding region: 25-798 (257 amino acids)
Biological process (GO): protein dephosphorylation
Cellular component (GO): cytosol
Molecular function (GO): protein tyrosine/serine/threonine phosphatase activity
Source: RefSeq, a predicted model, not a curated record